GGAUCUGGAUCUUGUUUCCAUUAGUUAUUUAUAUAGAGAGCUGCCUCGCAAAGCAGGCAAGAGGGUGGGGGAAAAAAGAGGAGAAGAAAAGAGGAGAAAGAGAUCCAAGAAGAGAAGGGAGAAAAAGACGCGGUGUUUAAGAUCAAGACAGUUGGGUUCGAGCCAAAUCAGAACUAGAGAGUAUGGUGUCAUCAGAAUCACCCCAAUGUGUCAGGGAUAUUUCUUUGGAGCACAGAGAAGAAAGCUUUGAUGUUGAAAAUCCAUACACUCCAUUAGUAUCAUCCAUCAAAGGAAAGUUGGAUCUAUUGCCAACCUUGUCUGGUGAGUGCUGUAUUUACAGAGUUCCCAAAAAGAUUCGCGAACAAAAAGAUGCAGCCUUUACUCCGCAAGUAGUCUCUAUUGGUCCACUUCACCAUGGCAAGGGAGAUCUAAAAGUCAUGGAAGAACACAAGCAGAGAUAUCUUAAGAAAUUUCUCGCGCGACCAAAUGUAAGCAUGGAAGAUUACAUUGCAAUUGUGAAGGAAAACGAGGUCAAACUGCGCGAUUGUUAUGCAGAAACCAUUCAAAUUGGCAGUGAUGAAUUCGUGGAGAUGAUUCUGGUGGAUGCUGUCUUUAUCAUUGAACUACUGUUGAAGGAUAGGGAGUACGAGUCUCAUUCGGAUGUCGAAGAUGACCGCAUCUUCACGAAACCUUGGAUGCUUCACGAUGUUAUGGUAGACAUGCUUGUUCUUGAAAAUCAGAUCCCAUACUUCAUUCUUGAGAAAAUUUAUGAUGCUGCUAGAAUCAAAUCGUCAUCUAGCAAAGAAGAAGAAGGGCGGCUUUCCAUCAUUUCACUUUUCUAUCAUUGCUUUAAGCAAUUCUUCACGCAAGAAGACAUCUUGGACAAAUACCGUUCUUCUAAAUUUGUGCAUUUCUUGGAUUUCUUCCGAAUUGCUUAUCAGCCCACGGAUGUUCCGGUCCAAAGGAAUACAGAAUCCAGGAACAAGUUGACUGUAACCGCAUUAGAGCGGGCAGGAGUGAAGUUUCAAGCGCGGGACUCGAGCAAGAAUAAUAUGUUUGACAUCAAAUUCGAGGAUGGAAUUCUGCAAAUUCCAAAAAUUGUAAUACAAGGGGGAACAGAAGUCCUGCUGCGAAAUCUCAUUGCCUUUGAGGAAUGUAAUUGUGAUACUAGUGUCCUAGUUGAUUAUGCUACAUUCCUUGAUUCCCUCAUCGAUACCGAGAAGGAUAUAGAAAUACUUGGUCGGAAUGAAGUGUUGGAAGCUUGGUCAAGCGAUAACAUGAGAGCACUAAAUAUAUUUAACGGCCUUUCGGCUUCCUGUACUUUUGCCCCUGACAACUUCUUUUACGCUGGAGUUUGGAAGGACCUUGAUGAUUACUAUAAGGUCCCUUGGCACAAAUGGAAGGCUAUUCUACGACAAAGUUACUUCAACACACCGUGGGCCACAAUUUCUGUGAUGGCAGCUGUUGUUCUUCUCAUACUCACUGCUCUACAAAGUGUGUGGUCUAUCACUCAUCCAUAGGUGUACUUAACUUCAUGCAUUAGCAACAUCAAUUGUAAGUGUGAUGGCGAUGUUGGAGUUUAUGUAAUUAUGGAUAAUGCGUGAGAUUCUCAAAAAGUGACCCUCAAAAAAACUAUUUUUAAUGUGAAAAUGUUGAAUAUGAAGUGAGCCCUACA
Molecule: messenger RNA, 1675 nt
Organism: Tripterygium wilfordii
Lineage: Eukaryota; Viridiplantae; Streptophyta; Magnoliopsida; Celastrales; Celastraceae
Product: putative UPF0481 protein At3g02645
Exons: 3
Coding region: 183-1520 (445 amino acids)
Source: RefSeq, a predicted model, not a curated record